AUGGCUGGCCCCUUUGAGACGCAGCUCCACUAUGCCCGCCAUAUCAAGUUCUGGAGGCGCAACUUGAAGACGCUGCUGCCCCAUUUCUACACCAGCAACGAUGCCAACCGCAUGCUGCUGGCCCUCUUCACUGUCUCUGCACUCGAUAUUCUCGGCGAUCUAGACGCUGCUUUGUCGCCCGAGGAGCGCCAAGGACACAUUGAAUGGGUCUACGGUUGCCAACUCCCGACUGGUGGUUUCCGCCCAUGGCCAGGGUCCAACUUUGGCCAUCUGAGAAACGAGUCGAACCAAGAGUGGGAUCCGGCUCAUGUGCCGGGCACCUUCUUUGCUCUCCUUACCCUGAUUGUACUUGGGGAUGACUUGGAGCGUGUCAAGAGGAGGGAAAUUCUGGAAUGGCUGGUCAAGAUGCAGCGACCCGAGGGCAGCUUCGGGGAGACUCUGGCCAAGGAUGGCUUUGUGCAUGGUGGUCAUGAUUCACGAUUUGGAUACAUGGCCACGGUCAUCCGGUGGAUUCUGCGGGGCGACCUUCAAGGUCCAUGCCAAGGUGUGCCCGACAUCGACGUUGACAAGUUCGUAACCUGUGUGCGUGACUCAGAAUGCUACGAUGGUGGCAUUUCCGAAGCUCCUUACUCGGAAGCACACGCUGGCUUCACGUGCUGUGCCAUCGCUGCUCUCGCCUUCUUGGAUCGCCUGCCAUUGCCACCAUCACAGGAGCCAGAUGGCGUUAUCCGAGGCGUCACCAAUGUUCCCAAAACACUUCACUGGCUCGUCUCACGUCAAACCAUCACCCUGGACGAAGACGAUGGGCUAGAUACUCUGAAUGACGAGACAGAUACGCCGGAAACGUGUCAUGACGCACACUCGUUUGUCAAGCUAGGAGCAUAUCCAUCCACCCAGGCCAAAACAAACAAGCUGGGACGACCACCAGCUCACUUCGAGCUCCAGUGGGUGGGUAUGAACGGCCGGUGCAACAAAGUAGCCGAUACGUGCUAUGCAUACUGGACCUGUGUGCCGCUACAAAUUCUAGGUCAUCUCGACAUUGUAGAUCGAGCGCCGAUUAGAAAAUGGCUGCUCGAUAAGACGCAGCACAUGGUGGGUGGCUUCGGCAAGGUAACAGGCGAUCCUCCAGACCUAUACCACUCAUUCUUGGGUCUCAUGGUGAUUGCCAUGUUUGGUGAGCCUGGACUCCAGGAUGUUGAUAGUGCAUUGUGCAUCACCAAUAAAGCGAAGAGGCAUUUAGAAUCGUUGCCAUGGAGGAGAAAGAUCUUGGGUGACGACAGAGUCAGGACUUAG
Plenodomus lingam JN3 is the source of this 1293-nucleotide messenger RNA. RefSeq lists its product as uncharacterized. The record is from RefSeq and is a predicted model, not a curated record. Gene Ontology annotation, biological process: protein geranylgeranylation. Gene Ontology annotation, cellular component: CAAX-protein geranylgeranyltransferase complex. Gene Ontology annotation, molecular function: CAAX-protein geranylgeranyltransferase activity. NCBI's taxonomy places the organism in Eukaryota, Fungi, Ascomycota, Dothideomycetes, Pleosporales, Leptosphaeriaceae.